Striga hermonthica is the source of this 456-nucleotide messenger RNA. The record is from the annotation of a GenBank genome assembly. NCBI's taxonomy places the organism in Eukaryota, Viridiplantae, Streptophyta, Magnoliopsida, Lamiales, Orobanchaceae.
AUGAAUACAAUUAGUGGGGUUGUGGGCGGAGCCGCUCUAGGAGCCGCUUUGGAGCUGUUGUUGAUAUCAGUUGUCAUUCCCGUGUUACGGAAGUUGGCCUGUUUCAGCUCGGACGUCAACCGUUUGAGAUCAACUCUCCGCCUCAUCCAACCCAUCAUCAUCGUCGAACAUGAUGAGCUCGUCACUCGAGCAGAGAAUAUGGUGCACAGGUGUUCCCAGUUGAGAUGGUGGAGAUUUUUUAUGAGACUAUACUACUCUGUGAAGCUGAUCCAGCUGGAAGCUGAGCUGCUCGUCUUCUUGCAGGUGAAUGUUGUGGCCCUUAGUGUUAGUAGGGUGAGUCAGUUGGAGGAGAAAGUGGACGAGGCUAUUGGGAUACUAUUCAAGUUGUAUGCAGUCGCCAAUGAUGGGGAUAUUGUUCGUGAUUGCGUCUUAUCCGUGUCUCCCGAUUCUACUUAA